Messenger RNA from Nezara viridula (southern green stink bug), 282 nucleotides. The record is from the annotation of a GenBank genome assembly. NCBI's taxonomy places the organism in Eukaryota, Metazoa, Arthropoda, Insecta, Hemiptera, Pentatomidae.
AUGUUGAUUUGGAAGAAUGAGAAAACGUCGAAAGGACGCCUCAAUCAUACACUUCUUCUGUGUUCAGACAAUUCUUUUUUACCUCGAAUGAACACGUGUCAGCACAUAACGUGUCUUCAACCUUUGCAGCUCUUGAAUAUUCUUCAUUUUGAUGUACACAACUGUUCUUCUUUAUGGACAAUUUAUGGACGUACCCUGUAUUUAGACAACCGAUUAAGGUGGAAAGCACAUUCUGAAAUAUUAUUACAGAAAGGAUCAGCAAGAAUCGGUUUGUUAAAAUGA